This is a messenger RNA of Rhopilema esculentum, 2304 nucleotides long. Its product is annotated as retinoid isomerohydrolase. Gene Ontology annotation, biological process: retinal metabolic process; carotene catabolic process. Lineage: Eukaryota; Metazoa; Cnidaria; Scyphozoa; Rhizostomeae; Rhizostomatidae. The record is from RefSeq and is a predicted model, not a curated record. Gene Ontology annotation, molecular function: beta-carotene 15,15'-dioxygenase activity; carotenoid dioxygenase activity.
CCAUUGCCAUCUACCACAAAAUAGUUUUGGCAUUCCGAAACAAGCAAUGAGUGACGCUUUCUAAGUUUCAUUGAAAGGCCAAUAUACAUUGGGUGUUGAUCAGUUGUAGGGAAUUCUACGGACACCUUAGGAGAAUUAGUUUGCUUGUAGUUUGUCAGGAAAAAAACUUGAAUCAGAAAAGCGAAGAGUCACGAAACCUUCAGGUAGGCGCUAAUUUGUAGCAUCGGAUGAUCUGAGUAUUAAUAAAGAGGCCACGCAAAAUGAUGUCAUUUCUUGUGCACAAUCUUUACCUUUUGGCUGUACUAAUGGUCCAAGUUUAUGGAAACGACCCAAAUUAUCGCAACAUAUUCUACCAAACAACAAAAGAAGUUCAAAAUGAGGAUCUCUCAAAUAUUCAAGGAGAAGUCCCCCAUUGGAUUGAUGGAGAUUUCGUUCGACAAAAUUGUGCCUCGUACGGUGAUAUUGAUGGACCACAAAAUGACUGGAUACCACACAUGUUUGACUGCAUUUCGAUGGUCGGACGCUAUGAGUUCAAAGGUGGAAAAGUAAGAUACUCUAAUAGAUUUUAUGACACGAAGGAAACACGCAUUUGGAAACACUACAAUUACAGUAUAGCAAAGUCCAAAGUUGGUUGGAAUACAUUAUUUUCUCCAAUAGAUCUGUCUGCUUACGUUAAAAACACGAGGAUUCAAUACAACGAGACAUUGUGGCCCACGCCAAACGUUAAUUUCUGGCAGUCCCGACUUGAAGAUCCAGUUUUUGCAAUGACCGAAUCAAUAUACAGUGCAGCGGAACUGAAGGUCACGCCAGAACUGGAGGUGCUCGGUAACUAUCGAAGGAAGUUUAACGAUAAAGGAUUUCCAAGCAGGUCUACUCACGACUUGAUUAUAAGUCCUGCGCAUGAACAGCGGGAAAAGGAUGGAACAAUCUGGCAUUCAACUAUUGACAUUGAAAGAGCCUCUCCGACAAAGUUUGAUGACUUAGAAGCAGCCAUUAUUGUUUACAAAAUGAAAGGUUCUAACCGCACUGUAACAGGUCGUCAUGUCCUUGGAAAAUACAAUCUCACAAAAUGUCGUCUAGGACUGGGUCUAGAUGACAUAAAUAUCAUGCCAGGGUAUCAUCACUACAUGGAAACAACAAGCAAUUACAUAAUAGUCCCAAUGUCUUCCUAUCUCUUUGACUACUGUCAACACUAUGCAAAUAUAAGAAAACUAAUGGGCGUUUUCCCGCGCUCAUUCAAAUUCUACCCAAACUUCAACUCGAGCCUUCUUCUUUUUGAUCGAAGCAACAUGUCAAAUGUGCACAGAGUAUUUCUUCCAUUCGCAAGGCUUUUUACUCACAGCCUCAAUGCUUUUGAAGAUGGCGAUUACCUCUACCUAGAUACCAUGUCCUACCGUGACCCAGACCUCUACAUCAAAACUUUUUCACUCUACGAGGCCAUGAAUGGCUACAACUGGAGCACAUCUUUCAUUCGCAUUGCCAUUAACAAGAAUACAUGGUCUUAUGAUCCUUCUUUGAGUGGCUCUCUCACUCAAACUGAGCCUUAUGGAAAAGCAGAAUUCACACAGAUAAAUUACGAUAAAUUUCAUAACAAAGACUACACAUACACUUAUUUCCUGAGCAACCCGGUAAAUCCAGAACCUCGCAUUGCUAAACUUAACGUGAAGACAAAAAAUAUAACUUACUGGGUUCCACCAGUUGGGUAUUAUCCGCAAGAGCCUGUAUUUCUGCAACCGGACGACGCGGUGGGUGAAGAUGAAGGCGUAAUUUUAUGCUCUGGCCCUGUAUCUGAUACAGUACCAUCUUCAAGCUUCCUGGCUGUUCUCAAUGCAACGGACAUGAAGCUUAUUGCAAUGGUGAAGAAUCCCAAUUCUGGCUUAAUAAGUCUUCACAACAGAUUUUACAAGUCACGUGUCCCAGCAACUAAAGCGCCAGCAACAACAGUUGCAGCCAAGCCAACAACAGGCCAGCCGUCAUCUGGAGUUUCUCUUUCUAUAGUACAGGGCAUCUGGAUUGUUGCUGCUUAUAAACUUUUACAGUUUUUGUUUUAAUCGAACUUUUUGAAAACACAUAAACAAUUUGUUCUUUUUUUAUAGCUUUUAUUGUUUGGUUUGCUAACAUUAUAAGAGGUAGCUUUAGUUUUUUUUUCAUCAAUUUUUGCUUGCUUCAAUGUUAUAUUUUGAAUUUUGUUAACGCUGGUUUGCAAAGAAGAGAAGCAGCUUUUUUUAGCAAAAUCAAAUGUUGAGAAUUGUUUCUCUUUAUUACAUGGGCAAAGACAAUAAAUGAUUUGAGCCAAUUCCCAAA